Messenger RNA from Mus caroli (Ryukyu mouse), 1415 nucleotides. It is a transcript of the gene Mrs2, whose product is annotated as magnesium transporter MRS2. Gene Ontology annotation, biological process: mitochondrial magnesium ion transmembrane transport. The record is from RefSeq and is a predicted model, not a curated record. Gene Ontology annotation, molecular function: magnesium ion transmembrane transporter activity. Gene Ontology annotation, cellular component: mitochondrial inner membrane. NCBI's taxonomy places the organism in Eukaryota, Metazoa, Chordata, Mammalia, Rodentia, Muridae.
CCGGUCGACUCGAGUUCCGGCAUGCCGGGCCGGCGUCCUGGGGCGGCUUCCCGGUUGCCCGCGCGCCAUGGAAUGCCUGCGCUGCCUGCCCGGGCUGCUGCCCCGCGCCGCGCAGCCCCGGAGGGCCCUGUGGACGGCGGCCGCGCGCCUGAGCCUCGCUGCCUGCGGCGGCCGCGCAACCCCUUUGCUCUCCCGGAGCCCGAAGGCGCCGAGCACAGCCCGCGCUGCAGGUGAUGUGCUCCGGUUUAGAACCUCGGAUGCCUCUCAAGCCACUUUAGCCAGCGUGGCCCAGGUGUUUGCUGUGACAAAGUUUGACAAAGAAGGAAAUGUUACCUCUUUUGAGAGGAAGAAAACUGAAUUAUACCAUGAGUUAGCACUCCAGGCCAGAGACUUGAGGUUUCAGCACGUGAUGAGCAUCACUACUAGAAACAACAGGAUCAUCAUGAGGAUGGAGUAUUUGAAGGCUGUGAUAACUCCAGAGUGUCUUCUGAUACUAGAUUAUCGGAAUUUAAACUUGGAGCACUGGCUGUUUCGGGAACUGCCCUCACAGCUGGCUGGAGAAGGUCAGCUCGUCACCUACCCGUUACCAUUUGAGUUCAGAGCUAUUGAAGCACUCCUGCAGUACUGGAUCAGCACCCUUCGGGGGAAACUAAGCGUCCUGCAGCCAGUGAUCCUUGAGACCCUGGAUGCAUUAGUGGACCCCAAGCACUCCUCUGUGGACAGAAGCAAGCUGCAUGUCCUACUCCAAAACGGCAAAAGUCUCUCUGAGUUAGAAACAGACAUUAAAAUUUUCAAAGAGUCGAUUUUGGAGCUCUUGGAUGAGGAGGAGAUGCUGGAAGAACUCUGUCUGACCAAGUGGAGCGACCCACAUGUCUUUGAGAAGAGCAGCACUGGGAUCGACCACGCAGAGGAGAUGGAGCUGCUCCUGGAGAACUACUACCGCUUAGCAGAGGACCUCUCCAAUGAGGCUCGGGAGCUUCGGGUCCUGAUUGACGAUUCGCAGAGCAUUAUCUUCAUCAACCUAGACAGCCAUCGCAAUGUGAUGAUGAGGUUAAAUCUCCAGCUGACCAUGGGAACCUUCUCCCUUUCGCUCUUUGGCCUGAUGGGAGUUGCUUUUGGCAUGAAUUUGGAAUCUUCCCUUGAAGAGGACCACCGUGUGUUUUGGCUGGUUACGGGGAUUAUGUUUAUGGGAAGUGGUCUCAUCUGGAGGAGGUUGCUCUCGUUCCUUGGAAGACAGCUGGAAGCUCCUGUGCCCCCUGUGAUGGCCUCCUUACCUAAAAAGAAGACCCUUCUGGCAGAUAGAAGGAUGGACGUGAAAAACAGCCUCAGGCCGGAAGGAGGACUUGGAGCAGGCAGGACUAUCCUGGCAAACCGCUAGCAGCAGCCUGACAAACAAAGAUUUGUAUACUUCUGAA